AACCGAUUAUCUCCUUCUCAACACGGUUCAAGAGCUAGAAGCUGAGCAUAUAAAUCAUCUAAAAGCUAAAUUCCGCUUUCAUGUCUAUCCUAUGGGCCCUGCCAUACCGUUUCUGGAACUUGAACCACCCAAAGAUUCAUCAACGACCAACUUUGACCACAUAACGAAGUGGUUAGAUUCACAGCCAAAUUUGUCAGUGAUUUACAUUUCUGUGGGCAGUUUCCUCUCGAUGUCUCGUCCCCAAAUGGAAGAACUUGCUUCUGCUUUGAAAACCAGUGGGAUUCGUUUCCUGUGGGCUUGUCGUUCAGAUUCAGAGUGGCUGAAAGAGAAAUGCGGGGACAGGGGUCUGGUGGUGGCAUGGUGUGACCAGUUAAAAGUUUUGUGCCAUGAUUCGAUUGCCGGAUUUUGGAGCCAUUGUGGAUGGAAUUCAAUUCUGGAAGCUUGCUUUGCUGGUGUCCCAAUACUGGGAUUUCCUAUAUUUCUGGAUCAAUUCUCGAACUGCAGGCUUAUUGCAGAAGAGUGGAAGAGUGGAUGGAUGGUGGGUGGUGAAAGAUCAGAGGACUUUGUGACGAAAGAAGAAAUAUUGAAGGUGGUUAAGAAGGUGAUGGACCAUGGGAACAAAGAAGGGAAGAAAAUAAGAGACAGGGCAAAACAACUGAAGGCGUUGUUUCGCGAAGCGAUUGCGGAAAUUGGUUCCUCUUCCCUCCACUUGAACCUCCAUGCUUUUGUCCAAGACAUUCUGGGUGUUUAAGAUAACAGAGAAAGAAAACAUGUAUUUGUAGAUAUUAAUAAUAAGGAUAUCCAGGUCAAAUA
Neltuma alba is the source of this 813-nucleotide messenger RNA. Its product is annotated as UDP-glycosyltransferase 87A2-like. The transcript has a single exon. Gene Ontology annotation, molecular function: UDP-glycosyltransferase activity. The record is from RefSeq and is a predicted model, not a curated record. The coding region runs from base 92 to 751 and encodes 219 amino acids. Lineage: Eukaryota; Viridiplantae; Streptophyta; Magnoliopsida; Fabales; Fabaceae.